Protopolystoma xenopodis is the source of this 213-nucleotide messenger RNA. Lineage: Eukaryota; Metazoa; Platyhelminthes; Monogenea; Polystomatidea; Polystomatidae. The record is from the annotation of a GenBank genome assembly.
AUCCUGGGGCUAUCCUGGCCCGGAUACAGAAGGCUUAGGCUUGCUGUCAGCAUGUCCUGCCUCCUUCAUUCGCUGGAGUCGAGUUCUCGUGGCCCCCUGGUCCCGGUCCAGCUCAGCCUCUCGGAGCCCAAUUACGAAGCGCUUUUUCAACCGCCCAGCACCGUUGGCCUCCGCAACUGCGGCCGAUCAAACCAAUCUGGCACCGUCGUGUAG